Messenger RNA from Gymnodraco acuticeps, 3457 nucleotides. RefSeq lists its product as uncharacterized. The record is from RefSeq and is a predicted model, not a curated record. Gene Ontology annotation, biological process: DNA integration. NCBI's taxonomy places the organism in Eukaryota, Metazoa, Chordata, Actinopteri, Perciformes, Bathydraconidae. Gene Ontology annotation, molecular function: RNA-DNA hybrid ribonuclease activity; nucleic acid binding.
AUGUUGCGUGAUCUCCCGUCUGACCUGUGGGCGUCGCACUCUCAUGAUGUAGGUUUCUGCUUGAAAGCCACAGCAGUAACAUUUGAGGUGAGCAGCUCUGUGCCUGUGAACCGGUCACAAUACCCGAUCAAGCCACAGGCAAAAGGGGGUGUUGACAAGGCAGUUGAGGGACUGAAGAGAGCAGGGGUGUUAGAACCCUCACAAAGCCUUUGGAAUACUCCCAUACUUCCUGUAUCAAAAUCUAGCGGGGAGUACAGAAUGGCUCAUGAUUUGAGAACCAUUAAUGCUAUUACGACUACAGCUCUGAUACCAGUUCCUAACCCCUACACGGCUAUCUGUAAUGUCUCACCUGAACAUACAUGGUUCACCUGUAUUGACCUAGCCAACGCUUUCUUCUGCAUACCUCUGGCAGAGAGUAUGAGACCUAUUUUUUCUUUUACAAUAGGAGGGGAGAAACUACAAUACACAAGACUACCACAAGGCUUCAGUUUGUCUCCAGGAAUAUUCAACAAAGUGCUCAGGGAACAGCUAGAGGGCGUUACAUUGCCAGUGGGGGUAGUAUUAAUACAGUUUGUAGACGACCUUCUCAUCGCAGCACCUUCUGCAGCCUCUUGUUUGGAGGCCACCAGACACCUACUGGUGCACCUCCACACAUCAGGGUUCAAAGUCUCCAAGAAAAAGCUACAAUGCACCCGUAAAGAGGUGACAUUUUUGGGCAGAGUGAUUUCCCCAGCAGGCACGGGCAUGUCAGCAGCGCAUCAGGAACACAUUUUGAACCACCCGAAACCCAAGACAGUCAAAGACAUGUUGUCUUUUUUGGGCCUCACAGGCUACAGCAGACACUACAUCCCAGAGUAUAACCCAAGAACAGCUGAACUCAGAAAACUCAUCAACGAGAAAGGCAUGCGCAAUCUCACUGCCACACUAGACUGGACACAAGCGGCAGAAGCUGCGUUCAUUUCUCUCAAACAAUCCAUGUCCCAAGUCACGGCUCUCGCCGCUGCAUCCUAUGCAUUACCAUUCUUUCUUGAUGUUUCUGAAAAUGAAGACACAGUAAAUGGGAUUCUUUUUCAGAAAAAGGGGGGUUGUAGGACAAUAUUGAUGUAUGUCAGUGUUACACUGGACAGAGUGGAAAACAGAGAACCUCCCUGCAUGAGACACGCGGCAGGUACAGCACGUAUCUUAAACAAGAUUUCACACAUUGUGAUGGGCCAUCCUUUGACAGUACUGACAACACACAGCAUUGUCUCUUUUGUGAACUCAAGUGCAUUCACAAUGACUUCAACGAGACAAACAAGGCUGGAGAAAACUCUGACAAAGGCACACAUCACAUACACACACGAAGGAGUUAACAGCGCAAACACCAUAGGUAGCGGAGAGCCCCAUAGGUGUGAGGAAAGAAUCAUUCAAGAUGUGAAGCUAAGAAUAGAUCUCAGAGACGAGCCCAUCCCACAGGCAGAAAACCUGUUCACAGACGGCUGUUGUUUUAGACCACCCCCAAAACGGCUCCAAGCAGCCUAUGCCGUGGUAAAACAAAAACCUGAGGGAAACUUUGAGGAAGUAUCAGCUGGGGAAGUAACAGGGAAAGUAUCAGCACAGUUGGCAGAAGUAAUGGGAGUCAUUGCAGCAUUAGAGCUAUCAAAAGGAAAGGAUGUAAACAUCUACACUGAUUCAGCAUAUGUCCACGGCGUAAUUCACGUGGAAAUGCGACAAUGGUUGAGAGCAGGAUUUGUAACGUCCACAAAUACCCCCAUCAAACAUGAGAAAGAGAUCAAAAGGCUUGCAGAAGCAGUAAUGUUGCCCAACAAGUUAGCUUUACUUAAGUGUAAAGGUCACAACGCAGAAAACAACUACUUGGCUUGGGGUAACAAUGCAGCAGACAAAGCAGCUAAAGAGAAGGCAGGAUAUACACUAUGGUAUCAAAUGCUUGUCUUAAAAUCCGCUGACUUGCUGCCCGCAAUAACAGAUGAGACGCUUAAAGAAGCUCAAGAAGCGGGGUCUCCUCAAGACAAAAAACUAUGGUCAAACAGGGGAGCUACCAACAAAGAGGGGAUAUGGUACUCCCCAGAUGGGAGACCGGUUAUACCCCCAGAGUGGAUAAGAUCCAUGCUUAAAGAAGCACACGGCCCAACGCAUUGUGGUAAAACUCAGAUGAACAGGCACCUGACCCACUGGUGGCACCCAUACCUACCAGACAUGAUAGCAAAUCACCUAGAAGAGUGUGUAAUUUGCUUAACCCAUAACAUCAGAGCCACUGUGAAACCACACCAGGGAAAGUUUCCCUUACCUAAGAUGGCAGUAGUAGUAGAUGGAUACACAGGUUGGCCAGAAGCUAUCCCUUGCAGAAGAGAAGAUGCAGACUCAGUGAUCAAAUUCCUAGUCACGCAUUACAUUCCAUUACAUGGAUUUCCUAGGAAAGUGAGGUCAGACAAUGGCAGCCAUUUCAAGAAUCAUGACCUACGCACAGUAGAAGAGUCCCUAGGACUAAGACACAGUUUUGGAGCAGUUUAUCAUCCACAGUCUCAGGGAAAAGUGGAAAGGAUGAACCAGAACUUAAAACAAAAACUCAGCAAAGCAUGUGAAGAGACAGGCAUGAAAUGGUUAGACGCAUUGCCUCUGGCUCUUAUGUCAAUCAGGAGCUCCAUUAACAAAGGGACAGGUUUCUCUCCAUUUGAGCUCACUUAUGGUCACCAGUUCCCAGGUCCAGGAGCCCUAAGUGUAGGAAAGGAAGUAGAGGUUCUGAGUUCGAAACCAUACUUCCAGCAACUUAAGGGAUUAGUGGCAGAUUUUUCCACCCAGGUUGCAGAGGCAAAAGGGGGACCCGAGAAACACGAAGCGAACACUGCGGAGUUCGUCUGGCUGAAAGCGAUCAGACCCAAGUGGCUGAGACCCAGGUUCUCUGGACCCCAUCGGGUGAUGCAGAGGACAUCUCACGCUGUCCGCUUGGAAGGGAAAGGAGACAUCUGGUACCACUGGAAUCAGUGCGCAGUGGGGAAACCUCCGGGAAGGACCCUAGACGACAUCAUCACGGACGUGGUCCGCGCAGAGGAGGAGGAACCAGAGGACAACACUCCUAUCACCGACCCAGAAGUCGCCAUAAGCGGGCGGGCUGAAGAGGACGUCGAGGAACGGCCCUGAGGGAACGAGGCAGAGCGGGGUGGAUCAACGCUUCCAGAUGGCGUCUGUCUCCUCCACCGGAGGCUGGCGUGUGAAAGCUGUCAUCAUCCUCCUCGUGCUGGGCCUGCUGUACCUGUCCAAGGUAGCCCCGCGUGAUGAAGCUGUGACCAUUCCAACGACAGGUGGCCCAGACUCUGAGGGCAAAAUCACACCAACGGGCCAAUCAGUGCCUAGCGACAAAGACAGGUUGUUUCCAAUCACCACACUAACAUUCAGUACAAUGAGAGAGAGACACAGAGAGAGAAGAAGGAGGAAUGCCCCUCUCUCUGCUCACGAACCA